Messenger RNA from Colletes gigas, 571 nucleotides. RefSeq names its product cytochrome c oxidase assembly protein COX19. The transcript has a single exon. Lineage: Eukaryota; Metazoa; Arthropoda; Insecta; Hymenoptera; Colletidae. Gene Ontology annotation, cellular component: mitochondrial intermembrane space. Gene Ontology annotation, biological process: mitochondrial respiratory chain complex IV assembly. The record is from RefSeq and is a predicted model, not a curated record. Bases 310 to 564 code for a protein of 84 amino acids.
CUCGACUCCGUUGAGGCGAUUCGAAGUGCAUCUGCGCUUACUUUGGGUAGCUUUGCAGAAUUGAGGAAGAGAGCGGGUGUCAGUUUGUCUUUGUCGAUUCUCCGAAACUGUACGAGCUCACGUACACGUGAUCUGGCAUUGGUGUGCAAAAGUGGAAUGAGGAGUUUCCGGUGCACCCAGAGCCCGGUCUGGUAACAUUGCUGGUGCAGUGGCACUGCAUGGCCGUUCGUCGAGUGGUUCGUGAGAAAUUAGUGUGCAUUUAAUUCGUUACUUUUGAUUUUUCUGCAUGAACACCGUUGAGGGUCAGUGAUGACCUCGUACACGUUGUCGAAGAAGACGUUUACGCCCAUACCACCGGAGAAGGGCAGCUUUCCACUCGAUCAUGAGGGUAUCUGCAAAUUGGCUAUGAUCAAGUAUAUGAAGUGUUUAUACGAAAAUCGUAACGAAAACACGAUGUGCAGAAGCGCCGCGAAAGAUUAUCUUGCUUGCCGAAUGGAUAAUCAAUUGAUGGCGCAGGAAGAAUGGACCAAUAUGGGUUACGCUGAUCAGGUCAAGGAGACAUAACAGCAAC